Cloeon dipterum is the source of this 2898-nucleotide messenger RNA. Its product is annotated as Krueppel-like factor 2. The transcript has 3 exons. Gene Ontology annotation, biological process: regulation of transcription by RNA polymerase II. Gene Ontology annotation, molecular function: DNA-binding transcription factor activity, RNA polymerase II-specific; RNA polymerase II cis-regulatory region sequence-specific DNA binding. Bases 162 to 1220 code for a protein of 352 amino acids. NCBI's taxonomy places the organism in Eukaryota, Metazoa, Arthropoda, Insecta, Ephemeroptera, Baetidae. The record is from RefSeq and is a predicted model, not a curated record.
CUCGUCUCCAGUUGCGUCGUCCGUCGUUGCGCCGGUUUUUGUGUGCUCAUGUUUUCCGGCGAGUGCCGAAACCGAAACCGGAGCCGCGCCACACGCUGAAUAUCGCCGCGCUAUGUCGCCCAACCAUGGCUGACUUCGCCGAGACACAGCACUAGACUUGUAUGGUGCACUCUUUGGGACCACCUGCACAAUUUCUGCACCCAGACAAUAAGCCCACUAAGCCCCGACACAUGUGGCAGGACAUCGAGAGCGUGCUGUCGGGCGGCGAGCCGGAGCACCAGCGCGGCGUGCCGACGGGCCCGACUCCCGGCUACCACCACCACCAGUACCCGAUGGCCGAAAAGUACAUGUCGUACGCCGACUACUCGGCCGGCUACCACCCGCACUUCGGCGAGCAGCCGCUGCACCCGGCGCAGCAGCCGUCGCACCAGCCACACCAGCCGCACCAGCCGCCGCAGGCGCAGGUGGUGCACGUGAAGCACGAGCCGGAGGAGCAGUGUCGCGGCAACUACGACCCGUACGCCGGCUACCAGCCGCAACCCGGCGGCUACUACCCGGCGGCCGGCGGCCAGGACUACAACGGCACCAUGACCAUCCAGCUGCACUCGCCGCCGUCCAGCCCGGACACGCACGCCCACCUGCGGGCGGGCGGCGCAGCCGCCUACCCCCCGGAAGCAGCGCCGAUGCAGUGGCCGAACGCUGGUGGCGGUGCGCACCGCUUGGCGGCGCACUACUCGCCCGGUCUGCGCGCCAUGACGCCGCCGGCGUCGCCCCACCUGGCCAACCUGCUGCACCACCGCCACCCUCCCCACCCGCACCCCCACCAGCAGCAGGCCCUGGCGUACCUCCCCUGCGCCGCCGCCGCUGGCGUGCCGGUGGCCGGCGCCGACUCGGCGGCGGCGCCGCCGGCCAAGCCGAAGCGCGGCCGCCGCCGCUGGGGCCGCAAGAAGGUGACGACGCACACGUGCACGUACGCCGGCUGCGCCAAGACGUACACCAAGUCGUCGCACCUGAAGGCCCACCUCAGGACGCACACCGGCGAGAAGCCGUACCUCUGCUCGUGGAAGGGUUGCGGCUGGAAGUUCGCCAGGUCGGACGAGCUGACCAGGCACUACCGAAAACACACCGGCGACCGACCCUUCCAGUGCAGACUCUGCGAACGCGCCUUCUCCAGGUCGGACCACCUGGCGCUCCACAUGAAGAGACACAUCGCCGUCUGACCCAGAUCUCACGCGUGCGUGCGUGUGUCUGUGUGUGUGUAUGUGUGCAGUGACUGUCGAAUCAGGGUUUGCCCAACGGACAAAUAAUCGCUGCGCUACUUUGUUUUUACCAAAUAUAUAUAUACACACGUUAACUGCUGGAUUUUUAGUUUAUUUAUUUUUUGUGACUCCAGAAGAAUAUAGAGUGCAUUUCCUUUAUCAUUUCUGGUAAUAAUUUUCAUAAUUUUUUUUUUUUGAAUCUGUGCGAGAACAAAAUACAAACACAAAACAGCUGGUGCUUUUUGGCUGGGAAAUGAAUUUUUGAUCAUCUCCCUUUCUGUACCAAUUUCGUAUUUAAUAGACGUAAUAAUAAAAAAUAAAUUAAUUGCAAAGUUUGUGCGCUAUUCAAAGUGGAAUGAUAGUGAAUAAAAUCAUUUUCCUGAGAUGAUUCCCGAAUAAAUUAACUAAAUUUUGGGUAUUUUGAUUUUUCCCAAAAAAAUUUACAGGUUCUCUAACGGCCAGUUGAAAUUUUCAGACGGAUUUUGUGCGAAAAUGGUAAAUUUGAGAAAAAUUUGCUCAAGCGGAAAAAAACUGGAAAUUUAAUCCACUUUCUGAAUUUAGGCAGUUUUUGACGCUAUUAUCAACUGCUGAAUUUUAAUCAGGCCAAACACACACCCCUUUCGAAAAUCUACAAUUUUUGAAAAAAUAAAAAAUAACUUUCAAGACUCAAAAUUACUAUUUUUUUAUCUUCUCACUUUUAAAUUUUAAUAAUUUUUCUCAGCCCGGAAGCUAUUAUUUUCCUUAUUUGCUCCAAAAAGAGGGCGUAACCAGUAAAAUUUAAAAAAAUAGGGCACUUUUGGUCUGAACUAUUUGAAAAAAUUGGUCAGUUAUGUUUUUUUCUUGUAAUUUUUUUAUUUUUAAAUAAAAAAUCUCCAUCAUUCCAUUUUUAAAUGGCUGAGCACUGUCUUGUACAUCCUAUUUUUUUAUGUUUAAAAAAUUGGCUCCAAAACCAUUGACAAUAAAUCCAGAAAAUGGUGAAUUCACAUUAAUUUGCUGUGGCUUUUCGAGCCAUUUUAAAAUUGAAAAAGGUCAUGCACUCAUUUUAAAAGUAUGUAUAUUUUGUCUAAAGAAUUGAAUGCCAGCGGUCAGACACUCGAGCUCUUUGUAUCUGUUUAAUUGACUUGCGUGCAAUAGCCAUUAUUAGUAAUUGUAUUUUUGAUAAUUCUCACUGCGGAAUAAUCGACACACGGUCAGUAUUUUGCAAACCCUGGUUUCCAACUUGCAAUGUGUGUUAUUCGGGGGGUGCUUUCUUUCACUUUUCCGCGAAAAGGAAAGAAGAGAAAGAAAGAAAGAAAGAAAAAAGCGGUUCGUUUUGCAUUCCUCUGUCUGUGAUAAAAAGCGCACCCUUCUCAGUGUAUGUUAAAUAUUGUAAUAAGACGAAAAAAAACGAACGAACGAACGCACACGCAGGCAGACACGAAUUGUGAAUUGUGCGCAUCUCGAGAGGAAGGAUGACUUGCUCUCUCUUCCAUCUAUUUAUUGCCCAUUAAUUUAUUUUCUGCAGCCAGCGCGUCUUUCUCUCUCUCUCUCUCUGUAUGUAAAGCGACUCUGUCUUUCCGCCGUUGUAAAUAAAUACGAGAAAGGAGGAGGAGGAGGAGGAGGAGGAGAGAAUAAAUAAAAGGCGCGAGCUAUGAUGAUA